Messenger RNA from Paraglomus brasilianum, 1269 nucleotides. NCBI's taxonomy places the organism in Eukaryota, Fungi, Glomeromycota, Glomeromycetes, Paraglomerales, Paraglomeraceae. The record is from the annotation of a GenBank genome assembly.
AUGCCGGCAACGCGAAAGCACCUGCACAUAUCUAAACCCCGUCGUCGACAACGUUCCGUUUCCCUAUCCACCCGUGCUUCCCGCUGCGGAGUCAAGAAUUACAUCAAUGUUAUGAAAUCUAUCCAUCCAAACGAAGAGUCAUUUUUUCCAGUAACGAAAGAAUACAUGGAAGAGUAUAUUGCUACAAAAAAGAAGCAAGGCAGCAUCAAAGCAAAUUCGCUAGAUCAAUAUUUCCAGCAUAUUGAAAGCUACAAUAUGGCAAUGGAACAUGGAUGGGAUGCUGAAAUAUUUGAGCCGAUGAUGAGAGACGUGCUGGAAGAGCUAGAGAAGGCCGAAGGAAAGAAUCCAAAGAAGAAAACCGGAAAAGACGAUGAAGUACAGGACGAGACCGAAAAUACAACACCUCCAAUCCAACUCACCCUAGUCUGCUACGACAACUCGUCGUCACCACCAACUCGCAUCGACCCUGUUUCAAAACUCGUCUUACCCGACCUCUCUACAGCUGAUUCUGUGAAUGCCUUGAAACUGGUCUACGAGGCGCUUUCCAAGCAUCGCCACUCCAAGAGAUGGGGAGAGGUCGACAAAACUACCUUGUAUUAUCGACUCGAAUCAUGGGACGCAGAUCAGCGCUGUCCGUUGGCAGAUGAUGAUAGUUUCAAGAUGUUUUGGACUUCUGUGUGCGGGCAGGCGGAAGGCGGCAGCGCAGUACAAUUAGUGGUGUACGGAAAGAGGAAUACUAAUGGAAACGCAGCGAACGGAGGUAGAAAAGUUAAUCAAGAUAAUCGUGAUGUAGAAUCUCCAAAGACGAAUCUUGUAAUCGGCACAAAUAUCAAUCAUACGCCGACAAACUUACCUCUUGCGCCACUCACUCCACGCAAAAGUCCACCACGUUUAUCUAACACUGGGCUUGAUAUGAUAACAGGUCUGUUUGGUAUGAAUGAAUUCAAUAAUUUUGAAUUUCCCAACGCUGAGUAUUCUCCAGUAUCUUCGCCGACAUUCCAACAGAUCCGCUCAGUUACAAUUCGCUCGCCAAGUAAAGUUUACAAAAACAACAUUGCCGUAACCGACAAUACGACCUUUGAGUCCCUCAUCAACUUUGCCUUCAAAAAACCGCCUCCCUCCGGGAAGCAAUUCGUAUUAAUGAGUGCAAACGGUGAACUCGAAUACAUGCCGGGAGAUGUUGUAAGAAAGGCUAUUCAUGGGGUUGGCCACGCAGAUGUUAUUGUUAGAGUCGAAGAUGUUAGGGAAGUGGAUUUUAGUCAUUUUUGA